UAGCGCGAAAGCCUUUCGGGAAAGUUGUUCUAAGGGCUUUAAGAAAAACCUCGUUACUUAUUCCUAUAAAAAACUACAAUCAAAUAAAUGAACGUAGGUAGUUAUUAUUAUAUUAACAGGCAUGCUAUUUUUAACUCGAUGAAUUUUUACUGUAAUUGAGACGUUGUUUUCGUUUUACGGGAGUGAUCUAAAUUAAGAAGCCAAAAUGUAUGGAAUGUUAUUAGAGAGUGUUCAGCAUUUCAUAAUGAUGGAAUGCGGGGAAGAAAUUUGGGAAACGAUAGAGCGAGAAGCGGGUGCCAGAAACACUGUAUUUAUGACCAGACAGCAAUAUCCGGAUACGCUUAUGUUCCGAUUGGCAUCUGCAUUGACCCGAUUGCUGGCGAUGGAUACCACAAAUGCAACUGCCUCCAUACCAAGCAGUCCCGUUCCAAGGAAACCUUCUAUAAAGUCGAAACCGACAUGGAGGAGCUCCUCAGUCCACGGCGAUAACAGAAGCCAGAACUUCAAGUGUCCCUUUACAGCCACUAAUGCUUUAACAGCAGUUACGAAGAAGGAGAUUGAUGCCUACAACUCCUCAGAAGAAAUACGUUCACCGACGCUCAGUACUGUCUCCAUUGAAAAAAUUAAAGAAGACGAAUUGACUGCAACAUGUCCUAGAGAUAGAAGAAGUUUAGGGAUACAUUUGGAGCGUAUAAAAGACAGGAAAAUGUCUGCGGAUGAUAUCAUACCAGAGACAGAUAACGUGGAAAGUACUAAUAAACCUGACAGUGCUAACGAAGCUAAAUGUGCUAAAGAACCUGAAUGUCCGAGUACUUCAACUCAAAGAAGGAGUUCUUUGAAGCCAGCUCUACGAAAAACGAGUUGCACAGUUGCUUUGGAAGUAUAUCAACGUCGAGGGUCUGGUAAUGUCCGGCCGAGGUUAAACAGUCUUACCACGCUUAGCACAGUGAAUGCCGAGAAGCUAAGCGCGUUGAGAGAGAAAUUCAGCACGCCUGAAAAGGUCAUGCAUUUUUUCGGUAGAUGCUUUGUCAAGUUCUUUUCUAAUUACGGUUACGACACAAUGAUCCGUGCAACAGGCAGAUAUUUCUGCACGUUCCUGCAAUCAGUUGACAGCAUACACCAGCGAAUGCGUUUCACGUUCCCUCGCAUGCGUUCACCAAGUAUGCAGUUGACUCGCGCGCACAUUCAUGGCGCAGAGCUAGUGUACAGCAGUGGAAGGGCAGGCUUCACUCAUUAUCUGAUGGGUCAGUUGUACGAGAUCGCGGAAGACAUCUUUUCGUUAAAGCUAAAAGUGACCAUAGUCAAGGAAAGCAUGGAGGGUGCCUACUAUGUCGCGGUUUUGAGACUGGAAUUCGACAAUAGCGAUUAUGUACAAUCCCUGAUGGCUCGCAAAUCACUGCCCUGCCUCUUGCCAGCAGUACCAGCUUCACUUCUGUUACAACUAUUCCCGUUCGGCGUUCUACUUGACAGGAAAAUGAGAGUUCUGAUGGCUGGCGAUAAGCUGAUGGAAGCAUGGGGUGGUCCCUACAACCGGAUCGCAAAAUCAUCAAUCAACGAGAUUCUCCGAUUGAGGAAACCCAAAGUCUCUUUUACUUGGGAUAAGGUGGUGUGCAUGCAGACAGUGGUGUUCGAGUUGGAGCUGAUGCGGUGGCGCGCGCGCUGCGUGAGUGACUCUCGGCGAGGCUCCCAAGGCGCCAGGGCUAUCCUGCUUAAAGGACCUAUCUACUUCCUCGAGGAGAUUGACGCUCUCGCCUUUUUGUGUAGCCCUAUCUUUAACGACCUCGAUGAACUUCGUCAAGCUGGCUUAUACUUAGCUGAUAUGAACGGGCAUGGUCUUUCCAAGGAGAUGCUGCUGCAAGGUUGGCAGCAUCUAUCACGUUUGGAACUGCUGUUCGACAAAGCAGAAACAAGGAGUCUUUCGUUGGAGAAAUCGUGUAGACUCUUGGACGAGUGGAAGAAGAAGGGGGACCAGCUCUUAUACUCCAUGAUACCAAGAGAAAUUGCUACCCAGUUGCGCGCAGGAAAAAGCACGACCGCAGAAUGUUGGCAACAGAAAUUCGACUGCGUGACCGUCAUGUUCUGUGGCAUCCCACUGAUGGAGACGGCGACCCGCGCUGACGUGAUGCAGACUGUGAGCUACAUGAACGACGUGUAUUCCAGGAUCGACCGCCUGCUCGACAGCCAUCGCGUUUAUAAGGUGGAGACAGUAGGCACAGUGUACAUGGUGGUGUCUGGUGCUCCGGAGAAGACGCGCGCCCACGCAAAGGAGGCGGCCAGCGCUGCGCUCGCGGUGUCGUGCGCUCUCCCCAUGCUUACCAUCGGAGUCCACUCGGGCCCCUGCCAAGCCGCCGUGCUGGGUUUCCGUCAACCCCGCUACUGCCUGGUUGGGGACACCGUCAACACUGCAAGCAGAAUGCAGACUACGAGCGAGCCUGGCCGUAUCCAGAUUUCAGCUCAGACAAAAUCUGAACUACCACAAGGGAAAUUCAGACUAAGGCGAAGAGGUCUCAUCAAAGUUAAGGGCAAAGGCAUGAUGGAGACGUUUUGGCUGGAAGGUGAAAUCGAAGAGGACGAUCCUGAAGAAGCCUUGCAGUUGUUCUCUACGCUAUGUGGUGACAAUUAGGAAAUAGCUUCGACGAUGAAUUCCCGGAUUUUUAUGUCAACUGUCACAUUUCCACUAUCGCAUCGGUGCCAUACCUAGGUACCUCACGAUGGACUAAGGCCCGCAAGGGCCAGA
Messenger RNA from Maniola jurtina (meadow brown), 2737 nucleotides. RefSeq names its product soluble guanylate cyclase 89Db-like. Bases 206 to 2623 code for a protein of 805 amino acids. Gene Ontology annotation, molecular function: oxygen sensor activity; guanylate cyclase activity; heme binding. The record is from RefSeq and is a predicted model, not a curated record. The transcript is spliced from 15 exons. NCBI's taxonomy places the organism in Eukaryota, Metazoa, Arthropoda, Insecta, Lepidoptera, Nymphalidae. Gene Ontology annotation, biological process: nitric oxide-cGMP-mediated signaling; cGMP biosynthetic process; response to oxygen levels. Gene Ontology annotation, cellular component: guanylate cyclase complex, soluble.